UUUAAACGGCACGUGGGUGAGCAGGAGGAGGAUGCUGACCUCUGGAUCGGAUACUCAGCCUUUCAUUUGGGUGACUACAAGAGAGCACUGGAGGAAUAUGAGGCCUUAACCAAACAACCAGAUUGCAAUCCAGAUGUUUGGGUGAACCUUGCCUGUACAUACUUCUUUCUGGGAAUGUACACGCAAGCUGAACAAGCAGCCUUGAAAGCACCUAAGAGUCGUCUCAAGAACCGUUUACUCUUUCACCUGGCACAUAAGUUUAGUGAUGAGAAGAAACUGAUGAGCUGUCACCAGAAUCUGCAAGAUGUUACAGAAGAUCAGCUUAGCUUGGCAUCUAUCCACUACAUGCGGUCCCACUACCAAGAAGCUAUUGAUAUCUACAAACGCAUUCUUCUUGAUAAUCGGGAAUACCUGGCUCUGAAUGUAUAUGUGGCCCUAUGCUAUUACAAACUGGAUUACUAUGACGUAUCACAGGAAGUGUUAGCUGUUUAUCUUCAGCAAGUUCCUGACAGCACCAUUGCUCUUAACCUUAAGGCUUGUAACCAUUUCCGACUUUACAAUGGGAAGGCUGCUGAGGCAGAGCUCAAGAACUUGACAGACAGUGCCUCAUCAUCUUUUGAGUUUGGCAAGGAGCUCAUUAAGCACAAUCUGGUGGUGUUCCGAGGAGGAGAAGGGGCUUUGCAGGUCCUGCCUCCUCUGGUUGAUGUUAUUCCUGAGGCAAGACUGAAUCUUGUGAUUUACUAUCUCCGUCAAGAUGAUGUGCAGGAAGCUUAUAACCUGAUUAAGGACCUGGAACCUACAUCUCCACAGGAGUACAUCCUCAAAGGUGUGGUAAAUGCAGCAUUUGGACAAGAAAUGGGCUCGAGAGAUCAUCUGAAAAUUGCUCAGCAGUUCUUCCAUUUGGUGGGUGAAUCAGCCAGUGAACGUGAUACCAUCCCAGGGAGACAGUGCAUGUCCUCCUGCUUCUUUCUUCUUAGACAGUUUGGUAAUGUCCUCAUUUACCUGAACUCAAUCAAGAGUUACUUCUACAACGAUGACACUUUUAACUUCAACUACGCCCAAGCCAAAGCUGCCAUGGGCAAUUUUAGUGAGGCUGAAGAGGUGUUCCUUUUGAUCCAGAGUGAGAAGAUAAAGACUGAUUUUGUUUACCUUAGCUGGCUAGCUCGCUGCUAUAUUAUGAAUAAGAAACCACAGUUGGCCUGGAGUCUCUAUCUGAAGAUGGAAACGUCAGGGGAGUCCUUUAACCUUUUGCAGCUCAUUGCAAAUGAUUGCUACAAG
This is a messenger RNA of Pterocles gutturalis (yellow-throated sandgrouse), 1278 nucleotides long. It is a transcript of the gene IFT56, whose product is annotated as tetratricopeptide repeat domain 26. The annotation marks the transcript as partial. Gene Ontology annotation, cellular component: ciliary base; intraciliary transport particle B; ciliary basal body. Gene Ontology annotation, biological process: intraciliary anterograde transport; intraciliary transport involved in cilium assembly. The transcript has 14 exons. Gene Ontology annotation, molecular function: intraciliary transport particle B binding; protein binding. Lineage: Eukaryota; Metazoa; Chordata; Aves; Pterocliformes; Pteroclidae. The record is from RefSeq and is a predicted model, not a curated record.